Messenger RNA from Capronia epimyces CBS 606.96, 744 nucleotides. RefSeq lists its product as uncharacterized. The transcript is spliced from 2 exons. Gene Ontology annotation, biological process: regulation of DNA-templated transcription. Bases 1 to 744 code for a protein of 247 amino acids. The record is from RefSeq and is a predicted model, not a curated record. Gene Ontology annotation, molecular function: zinc ion binding; DNA-binding transcription factor activity, RNA polymerase II-specific. Lineage: Eukaryota; Fungi; Ascomycota; Eurotiomycetes; Chaetothyriales; Herpotrichiellaceae.
AUGAGUGGGUUCGUGCAGAUGCCCCCUCCCGUCCAAGAUCGACCCGCUGGCAACAAUCAAGGACGUCCAGGCCCAUCAUGGCAACGAGGCGGAACAACCACGGCCAAGGGGGAUCGAUGCACUCAGUGUAUCGUGGGUCGUAAGGGCUGUGAUGGAACGAAGCCGGUCUGCGUAAACUGUCGGAGGAGACCCGAACGCUGUCGAUAUCCUGAAGGACGCCCCUCCAGAACCCAAGUUUUGAGGAUGCUGGAAGAAGAGCGCCAGCAAAACAACAGACAACAAGAAAUAGCCGAGGCCGGGGAUGAUCAUGGCGCUGUCAUUCUACAGAAUGAUUUGACCAGAGGCAUUGAUGCUGGCGCCCUACUGGUCGUCAACACACAGCAGGAACAAGAUGUCUUUGUGCAGGGCCAAAGAAGACUCACUCAAGGACAAAGAGAAUGGGAGUCUCAGUAUCAAGUGCUGUUGCCCAAUUUUCGCCAAGCGCAGGGAGGGUUUGUGUCACUUGUCCAGCCUUUUCAGCAAGCACCAGCCCACCAGCCUGUGUCAAGGCCGACUUGGACGCAGGGCGCCGCAGUCCCAGUCCCGCAGCCACCCCGACGAACCCGUUUCACUGAGACAGAGCGCCUGGAACAAGUCCGAGAGAGAGUGCUUCAAAGCACAAGAGCAUACCUGCGAAGAGAAAGAGAAGCUCGGCUACGGCAGGAGAGUGCCCAACAGGCAAGAGACAUUGUCAUGGAAGAUUAG